Messenger RNA from Juglans microcarpa x Juglans regia, 3284 nucleotides. Its product is annotated as insulin-degrading enzyme-like 1, peroxisomal. NCBI's taxonomy places the organism in Eukaryota, Viridiplantae, Streptophyta, Magnoliopsida, Fagales, Juglandaceae. Bases 162 to 3059 code for a protein of 965 amino acids. Gene Ontology annotation, cellular component: mitochondrion; cytosol. The record is from RefSeq and is a predicted model, not a curated record. Gene Ontology annotation, molecular function: metal ion binding; metalloendopeptidase activity. Gene Ontology annotation, biological process: peptide catabolic process. The transcript has 26 exons.
GCAAUCAGACAGUUCCACCACCACAUAUGGGAAAACAAAAGACAAAAUGAUCGUCACGCUGUUUUAGUCUAGGCUUUUAUCUUUCUUGUCUCUGUCUUUUAAGAAUAAGAAGUGUAUUCGAGUUGUCGUGGUCGUCGUCUCUCCCUCACGAGCACUCAGUCAUGGCGGCCGGAAAGGGUGAGGCGGAUAUAGUGAAGGCGCGGACCGACAAGAGGGAGUACAGAAGGAUCGUCCUCAAGAACUCCCUCGAGGCCCUCCUUAUCAGAGAUCCCGAUACCGACAAGUGUGCUGCUACCAUGGAUGUUGGGGUGGGCUCUUUCAGCGACCCCGAAGGCCUCGAGGGCCUCGCCCAUUUUCUAGAGCAUAUGCUGUUUUAUGCUAGUGAGAAAUACCCAUUGGAAGAUAGUUACUCCAAGUACAUUACAGAGCAUGGUGGCAGAACAAAUGCUUUUACAGCAUCAGAGCACACCAAUUAUCAUUUUGAUGUUAACACUGAUUGUUUUGAAGAGGCUUUGGACAGAUUUGCUCAGUUCUUUAUUAAACCAUUGAUGUCAGCUGAUGCUACCAUGAGGGAAAUCAAAGCUGUUGAUUCUGAAAAUCAGAAAAACUUAUUGUCCGAUGCUUGGAGAAUGAACCAGCUUCAGAAACAUUUAAGUAUGGAGGGUCAUCCAUAUCAUAAAUUCAGCACAGGGAAUUUGGAUACCUUGGAGGUUAGACCAAAAGCAAGAGGAUUGGAUACAAGACUUGAGCUUAUCAAAUUCUACAAAGAAAAUUACUCUGCUAACCUCAUGCAUCUGGUUGUAUAUGCAAAAGAAAAUCUUGAUAAAAUUGAAAACAUGGUUGAGCAGAAGUUCCAGGACAUUCAAAAUGCUGAUAGAAGUUGUUUCCGCUGUCCUGGUCAUCCUUGCACACCAGAACAUUUACAGAUUCUUGUCAGAGCUGUCCCAAUAAAAGAAGGUCAUAAAUUGAGAAUUGUAUGGCCUAUUACUCCAGAGAUUCUCCGUUACAAGGAAGGGCCAUGCAGGUACCUUGGUCAUCUAAUUGGCCAUGAAGGAGAAGGAUCUUUGUUUUACAUAUUGAAAACAUUGGGAUGGGCCACAGGAUUGUCUGCAGGUGAAACAGAUUGGACUUUGGACUUUUCAUUCUUCAAAGUAGUAAUUGAUCUUACUGAGGCUGGUCAUGAGCACAUGCAAGAUAUUAUUGGAUUGCUAUUCAAGUAUAUUCGCCUUUUACAGCAGUCUGGCAUUUGCAAAUGGAUAUUUGAUGAGCUUUCAGCUAUCUGUGAGACAAAAUUCCAUUAUCAAGACAAAACUCCUCCUGCUGAUUAUGUGGUCAAUAUUGCAUCAAAUAUGCAGAUAUAUCCCCCACACGAUUGGCUGGUAGGCUCAUCAUUACCUUCUAUGUUCAAUCCAGGCACGAUUGAGAGGGUACUAGAGGAGCUCUCUAUUGACAAUGUCCGAAUCUUUUGGGAAUCAAAGAAAUUUGAAGGUCAUACAGACAAGGUUGAGCCAUGGUAUGAAACUCCAUAUUCUGUCGAGAAAAUAACCUGCUCCAUGAUUCAGGAAUGGGUGCUUGGUGCUCCUAAUGAAAAUCUGCAUCUACCAGAAGCCAAUGUUUUCAUCCCUACUGACUUGUCACUUAAGAACGCUCAAGAGGUCAAAUUUCCAGUUUUGUUGAGAAAGUCAUCACGUUCAAGAUUAUGGUACAAGCCUGAUACAAGGUUUUCCACUCCCAAGGCAUAUGUUAAGAUGGAUUUUAACUGCCCCCACGCUGGCAACUCCCCCGAAGCAGAAGUUCUAACUGAUAUUUUUACACGGUUAUUAAUGGAUUACUUGAAUGAAUAUGCCUAUGAUGCUCAGGUUGCUGGUUUAUAUUAUGGCAUAAACCACACAGAUUGUGGUUUUCAGGUUACUCUGGUUGGUUACAAUCACAAGCUGAGAGCUCUAUUGGAAACCGUAUUGGAAAAAAUUGCAAGAUUCAAAGUAAAAGCUGACAGGUUUUCUGUGAUAAAGGAAAUGGUGACAAAGGAGUACCAAAAUGUCAAGUUCCAACAGCCCUAUCAGCAGGCUAUGUACUAUUGCGCUCUAAUACUACAGGACCACACCUGGCCUUGGAUGGAAGAACUUGAAGUUCUUCCCCAUCUUGAAGCUGAAGAUCUUGCAAAAUUUGCUCCAGUGAUGCUUUCAAGGGCCUUCCUUGAAUGUUAUAUAGCAGGAAACAUUGAAUCCAGUGAAGCAGAGUCAAUGGUCCAGCAUGUUGAAGACGUUUUCUUUAGUGGUCCGAACCCUAUAUGCCAACCAUUGUUCUCAUCCCAACACGUGACAAAUAGAGUAGUUAAACUUGAAAGGGGAAUGAGUUACUUUUACUCAGCGGAAGGCCUUAAUCCAAAUGAUGAUAAUUCUGCACUUGUCCACUAUAUUCAGGUGCAUCGUGAUGAUUUUCUGCUAAAUGUGAAGCUUCAACUUUUUGCCCUUAUCGCAAAGCAACCAGCCUUCCACCAGCUUAGAUCAGUUGAGCAGCUUGGGUACAUCACUGUGCUCCUGCAGAGGAAUGAUUCCGGCAUCCAUGGUGUACAGUUUAUCAUCCAAUCCACAGUAAAGGGUCCUGGAAAUAUUGAUUUGAGAGUUGAGGCAUUUCUCAAGACAUUUGAGAGUAAAAUUUAUGAGAUGACUGAUGACGAAUUCAAGAAUAAUGUGAAUACAUUGAUUGAUAUGAAGCUUGAGAAGUACAAGAACUUAAGAGAAGAAUCAGGAUUUUACUGGCGAGAAAUUUAUAAUGGGACGCUCAAGUUUGAUAGGAAGGAAUCUGAGGUUGCAGCGUUAAGGAAGUUAACACAAAAGGAAUUGAUAGAUUUUUUCAAUGAUUAUAUUAAAGUUGGUGCACCUCAGAGGAAGUCAUUAAGUGUAGGAGUGUAUGGAAACCUACAUAGUUCGGAGUACACAGCAGAUGCGAGUGAACAGGGGCCCUCCUCAGUGAAGAUAGAUAACAUAUUCAGUUUCAGAAGAUCACAGCCUCUUUAUGGUUCAUUCAGAGGAGUCUCUGGUCAUGUGAAGUUGUAGACGGGUAAUCUUUACCCCAGUUCAGCAAAGAAAUAGCAACUUCUUCUACUGCAUUGAACUUGUAGUGGUGAAACAAUGCUGAACACCGGGAAUGCAAGUAUUACCCAUCUGAACCAUCGAAAAUUGGUGCAUGGGACUUUGAUUAUAGGAGCAGGUUCAUUAAGUCAUUAUCGAGAUUGAAAUGUAUGCCCUGCAUGGCACCAAAAUCAUGAAGUUGUUUUCUGA